GUCCCAUCACCUCCUCCUUCUCGGUGGACAAGGCGUGGUUUAAACACACGAGGAACGCAUCCGAGUCCAGGUGAACCCCGCACACCGCCAUCGUCCGCCCAACGCUCGGGGGGAAGGCAAACCCUCAGCUCGCUUUAAACCGAACCGGAUCCUCUCCCCCCCCCCUUUCCCGACAAACACGGGGGAGGGGACCGACCCGACAACCGGCGCCGGGCGGCAAGCGCGAGCCUCGCAACUCGGUUCCGGGAACAUUCCCUCCCCCCCCCGAGUUAACGUGGGGGGGAGAUAGAUAGAGAGAAAUAAAAUCACGAGUGAUCAACGCCAGUUUAAAAUUUGAGGCAGAGGGAGUUGGCAUUGUGCACACCGAUUGUAACAGCGCCAGGCCGAAAAGAUGUUGAUAUUUGAUUUUCACUUGGGGGCUGAACACGAGCAAUUUAUGAGGUGACACUGGCUCUCCACAGCAGUUACAGGCCUGAGGCCAGACAGGUGCUUUGCUAUGUCUACUAAAGACCCCUGUCAGAAACAAGCCUGUGAAAUACAGAAGUGCUUACAAGCUAAUCAUUAUCAAGAAAGCAGAUGCCAGCAUGCAAUUGAAGAAAUGCACAAGUGCUGUAAGAUAUAUGCAAAGACAUCUGUUUGCUGUUCAGGGUUUUUGAAAGAAGAGGAAAAGAAAAGCUUACAGAUAUCCACUAAUUGUCAGUGAAUAUAAAUCCUUUAGUCAUAUAUCACUUCCAAAGAUUGCCAAAAUAUUGCACCAGACUUCGAUUAUGAGUUACAUCACAACAAACCAUGAGAAUUUGGAAUGAUGAUAUAAUGAGCACAGCAAUGUCUUUAAAUCUCCUCCCAGUCAAAUGUGAAAUCUGAAGUGUACAGAAUGGCACAAAAAUUGAAUUAAAUAAUGUAUUCUAAAUUUA
This is a messenger RNA of Hemiscyllium ocellatum (epaulette shark), 914 nucleotides long. RefSeq names its product C-x(9)-C motif containing 4 homolog (S. cerevisiae) (gene cmc4). Bases 497 to 703 code for a protein of 68 amino acids. The record is from RefSeq and is a predicted model, not a curated record. Gene Ontology annotation, cellular component: mitochondrial intermembrane space. Lineage: Eukaryota; Metazoa; Chordata; Chondrichthyes; Orectolobiformes; Hemiscylliidae. The transcript has 3 exons.